Larimichthys crocea (large yellow croaker) is the source of this 808-nucleotide messenger RNA. RefSeq names its product phospholipase A and acyltransferase 1 (gene plaat1). The coding region runs from base 204 to 740 and encodes 178 amino acids. Gene Ontology annotation, cellular component: cytoplasm. NCBI's taxonomy places the organism in Eukaryota, Metazoa, Chordata, Actinopteri, Sciaenidae. The transcript is spliced from 6 exons. The record is from RefSeq and is a predicted model, not a curated record. Gene Ontology annotation, biological process: N-acylphosphatidylethanolamine metabolic process. Gene Ontology annotation, molecular function: glycerophospholipid phospholipase A1 activity; A2-type glycerophospholipase activity.
CUUGGCUACGACAAAGUGUUUGAGGGGGGAGAAGUCUCCCCGAGCCGAGUCUGUCCGUAUGAGUGGAGGGGCUGCAGCCAUGGUGUUCAGUCUGAGAGGGCAAACACACAGUGGACAUCAUUAACACAAUUUAUGAUGGAGAAUUAAAAUGGUGAGGAAGAAAAAGCUGCUGGUGUUUGAAAUUUGUGGAAGCAUGAUGUGGGAUGGAUAAACAACAACGAAACUCGACUAUGGCCUCUAAUGACCCUGACCCUCCUCACCCCUCUGCUGACCCCCAGCCUGGUGACCUCAUUGAGAUCUUCAGACCGGCCUAUCAGCACUGGGCUCUCUACCUGGGAGAUGGUUACAUCAUCAACUUAACUCCUGUUGAUGAGAGCCCAGCAGCCGCCGUGUCCAGUGUGAAAUCCGUCUUCAGCCGGAAGGCAGUGGUGCGCAUGCAGCUGCUAAAGGAGGUGGUGGGAAGCGACUCGUACCGUGUGAACAACAAGUAUGACCACAAUCACACACCCCUACCCAUCUGUGAAAUCAUCCAGCGAGCGCAAGUCCUCAUUGGCCAGGAGGUGUCUUAUGACCUGCUGGGGAGCAACUGCGAGCACUUUGUGACCCUUCUGCGCUACGGGGAGGGGGUGUCCGAGCAGGCUACACGGGCCAUUGGGGCCAUUAGUUUGGUGACGGCAGCAGCCAGUGCCUUCUCUGUCUUGGGACUCAUCAACACGCGAUCCAGAAACAGGCCUUUUUGACAGCUGUGUUCUUCACUGAAGGGUGUUGUCUCUCAACAUUCAUACAGCUGUGAUUUAAAAUAAAUAAA